AUGACAAAUCUUAGUAAAAGCGUAAUUGUUACUACCACCACUGCACCUAACUCUUCUAUACGAGCAUUAAUUGAUGAUGAAAAUGGAGGUGGAAGUUAUGAUUUUGGUUACAAUAAUAAUUGCGUUUAUAAUGAUAUUUUGAAAGAGGAAAAAAUGAUAGAGAAUGAGGCUGGUAGCCAAGGCAAAGAAGAAUAUUUGUAUGACUGUCUACAAAACAACUGA
Messenger RNA from Entrophospora sp. SA101, 222 nucleotides. NCBI's taxonomy places the organism in Eukaryota, Fungi, Glomeromycota, Glomeromycetes, Entrophosporales, Entrophosporaceae. The record is from the annotation of a GenBank genome assembly.